Molecule: messenger RNA, 387 nt
Organism: Penicillium verrucosum
Lineage: Eukaryota; Fungi; Ascomycota; Eurotiomycetes; Eurotiales; Aspergillaceae
Exons: 3
Coding region: 1-387 (128 amino acids)
Source: RefSeq, a predicted model, not a curated record
AUGCAAAAGGCGCUCGACAGUGUAAAUCGAGCAUACAUACAACUCAAGUGCAAGACAUGGUAUACCCGAGCUUUAUCGCGGUCUGGUCUCUACAAUGAUGAAACAAUCAGCUACUUCUGCAGUUCGUAUGGGAACGGCAUUAAGGCAAAUGUGUUCACGACAUUUGGCAUCGGUGCCCUGGUAGGUGUAGUUACUGCCUACGCUACACAACUAUUCGAUACCAUCAAGACACCUGCACAGGGUGUCGAAGGAGCUGGCAUUGGUGAAGCCUGCCAAAGCGUGAUUCGUGAAUACGGAAUUCGGGGGUCGGCUUCUUCUGAGUGGCGGUAUCUUAUUUUCUGUUAUGAAGAGGUGGCUGCUAUUCUGUCUCCAGGGACAAAUCGCUAG